Molecule: messenger RNA, 1445 nt
Organism: Mytilus trossulus (common blue mussel)
Lineage: Eukaryota; Metazoa; Mollusca; Bivalvia; Mytilida; Mytilidae
Exons: 5
Coding region: 1-963 (320 amino acids)
Biological process (GO): signal transduction
Molecular function (GO): protein binding
Source: RefSeq, a predicted model, not a curated record
AUGGCUAAAAUCAGCCUACAAGAUGUUCCGUCAGAUGAUGUAAUCAGUAGUUUGACAGAAAAGAAGUUGAUAGGUGAUUGCAUUGUUCACUUAGGCGUUGAACUAGGUCUUAGCAUCAAUAGCAUUAAGGAGACAAUAGUCAACCAUCCAAGGAAUUUGUAUGGUCAAAUACAUAAUCUUCUCAUAAAAUGGAAAUCUGGCAAGGUGAAGUCAACAAUCUACCGACUUAUGAUAGCUUUGAAAAAUGUUAAAGCGUCUGAAGGACUAGCUUUUGUGAUGAAAACGUAUGGUGUUGAGCCAAACUAUGAAGAAAAUUUGAGUUCUGAAAAUGUUCCAAGAUCGAUUCCUCACCCAGAAAGCUGCUGUCCAUUCCAACCUACCGGUACAUCCACCAAGGUAUGUGUCCGUAUCAAAGUUGGUAAGAAAGUAUUUAUCCAUGAAGAGGCAUCAGGAACAGAUAGCUCAGCAUGGUUUACCAUAGAGCAGAUCAAUUUUACAAAGAUGGGAAUAAUUGUGUUGAAUAUUCUUACUGAUGCUUCAUAUGACCUAUUAAAACAAGAUAUACCAAAUAUACGUCCAAGGAGCGACUGUGAUAUUUCAUACUUGUACCAGGAGCACUUUAAACUAAAAAAACAUGCUCCAUCUAAUGGAUGGGGAGGAAAAUGGCAGAAAAUUCAGGUUACAAACAUAGCUAUUGGAGAUGAUAUUGAGCGUAUGAGACUUACAAGAAAUGAUCUACAACACUCAACGGAAGCUGAACUUGGGGAUACACGUUUUAAUGAGUUGUGUAACAUAUUGAGAGAUCUUUUAAAAAGGUUUGAUCAACUUAACAAACCAGCAAGGCUUUAUACUGAUCGCCUAAAUGCAAUUUUGGCUAAAACUCCUUCUGCUGAGGAAGUUCAAUCAAUCGGAAAUGAAAUGUUAGGAAUGGAGAUUGAAGUUGAAAUUACUCCAACACAAUAGAGAAAUAUGGUCAUCUGCAGGAAUUGUAUUGUAAAUAGUUAUUUAGACACUUUAUUAGAAAUACACAACAUACCAACUUAUUGGCAGUAGACCGAUCAAUUUUUAUCUUAUAUUGAGAUGUAUUCCGACAAAUUAUAGUCCGUCUUACACUGUCUCUUGAUAGAAAGAAUGACCCGGACUGAAAAAGUCAACCAAACUGUUUAAUCAUUAAGUUAAGGAUAUAAUGGUCAAGAUGAAAAAGUCAACCAACAGCAUAUUUAUAGAGCUCAGGGAUUGAUAAUAGCUAAGAUGAAACUGCGAAUUAAACUGUCUUUUAAUAAGGUUAUAAAAGAAAUAUAUAAAAAUGAAAUUGUGAAUCCUACUCCAUUUAUAGAGUUCAAGAGAGUAAUGGUUAAUAUACAAUAGUGGACCAUGUGUCUAUUCGUUAAGUUAUAGAAAGUAAUGGUCUAGAUGAAAUAUUGAACCACAGUCGAAAAAGUGAA